Carassius gibelio (silver crucian carp) is the source of this 2615-nucleotide messenger RNA. RefSeq names its product SLAIN motif-containing protein 1-like. The record is from RefSeq and is a predicted model, not a curated record. The coding region runs from base 174 to 1913 and encodes 579 amino acids. Lineage: Eukaryota; Metazoa; Chordata; Actinopteri; Cypriniformes; Cyprinidae. Gene Ontology annotation, biological process: positive regulation of microtubule polymerization; cytoplasmic microtubule organization; microtubule nucleation. Gene Ontology annotation, cellular component: microtubule plus-end. The transcript has 9 exons.
GCCUGGUGAUGUGUGUUUGUCUGUCGUGUUUUGAACUGGGGAGGAGGAGACAGAGACACAUGCAUGAGCAGCACAUCAGCGUCUGAAUGAAGCGAGCAAGCCGCCUGAAAGCACUGCGAGUCUGGGCACACAGGGUAAACAACACCGCCACCAUCUAGCGUACUACUGUUUACAUGCUUUUCUCUUCAAUGGACGGACUAUUGUUCAAGCCGCAGAUGAUUGCGGACGUCAAUGGCAACAGUAAGAUAAUGAACGCAGAACUGGAGGUGAAAAAGCUUCAGGAGCUCGUGAGGAAGCUGGAGAGGCAGAACGAGCGGCUCCGGUCGAGAACGAACGCCGGGCACAGCUGCACCUCCGGCGGCCGUGUGUCAGCAGCUCCGGUCACCGGGGGCUACUGCGCUUCUCCUCCUGAGUCUCCAUCUUUUGGUCUAUCGGAGGAGCGCUAUCCGUAUUUUCAUCCGCAGUCAGUGACUGGUGCUGAUGAGGAGGAUGCCACUGUCCUGGAUGAGUUGGAAAUACUAGACCUUCAUCUUGUUCUCCCCAUCGAUGGAGAGCCUGAUUACAGCUGGUUGUACGUGUCUCCAAAAGCCAAGCUGUUUCCUCGUCUUCUUCUCCUCAGUCCUCUUCAGUGGUGCAGACACGUGCUGGACAACCCCAGACCAGAGGUGGAGUUAGCCAAACGCUCAUUGUGCAACCAACUGGACCAAGCCAAAAGAUGGAGAAGCGUGCUCUCUUCAAGCGUUCUGUUCAGUCCUGUAGACGAACUCUCUUCUUUAAGCAGCUCUUCUAAACCCUUUACUAAACCUGCACUAACUGAGCAAACAGAUCCACCUUCACCAAACCAUCAGAAGUCUCUCACAGGGAGGAACUGCUCCAGCCUAACCGAAAGAUCUCCCACAUUCCUCUAUCACAUGGCUACACACAGUAAUAGUCAUUGGCAAAGGCCUCUCAGUCCUCAGUCAUCCAUAGACAGUGAUCUCAGUGUCUCUGAGCUGGAGGACGACACCAUCUCUAUGAGCUAUAAGCUUCAGGACAUGACUGAUGUGGAGGUCAUGGCCCGACUGCAGGAGGAGAGUCUACGGCAGGAGUACGCGAGCACCUCUGCCACAGUCACGUGCCGCAGUGCUAGUUUUUCGGUGCACCCAGGUGCACGCAGGAGCAUGAGGAGUGAAGCCGAGCUAGAGGAAGAGUACGAUCAGCUGUUGGCUCCGCAGCCGCGGCUCUUCCGUACGUCCUCCAUGCAGCGCAGCAGGUCCCACUCACAGAGCCUCUCCAGCACGCCUCAGUACCUCAACAGCCUGUCCUACCAGCAGCUGCACAUGCCCAACCUCAGCUCCAGCACAGCCACAGAGACCCAGAGCUACAGAGCCCACACAGACAAGCUAAGGAGGAGCAUGCCAAACCUGGUUCGAGCUCCCAGCACCCCCAGUGUCUCCAGUGUGCCUAAUGUUCCUGCUCCGACCGCUCACAUUGCCACAUCCUCCUCAUCUUUGUCGUUACUCUGCAACAGUCAGAGUUUUGAUUCCCACAGCGGUCUGACCAAGAUACAUUCUGCAAUUCCCUCUCCGGGCCAGUUACAGCAGCGGGUUCAGAGCGUGGGCAACUUCUCAACACGGCCCCCUCUGAAAGCCACGGCGUACGUGAGCCCUACCAUCCAGAGUGCCCCCACAAUGCCUUCCUCUGUUAGUCUCGGCUCUAUCCCCAGCAGCAGCAGCAGCAUCUCUCUCCCCAGCAAACCCAGCGCCCCCUCGUCCACUCGUAGCGCUCUACCUCGGCCUGCUUCCUUUGUUGGGACAAGUGGGGCCUCGCGCAGUAAAAUCGCCCAGCCUAUACGAAGUUUACUGACCCCACCGAAGAGUGUCUCUGCUCUGAGCGCCCUGCGUGACGGCAGCUGGAGGGACGGAUGCUAUUAAACUGCUCUGACCUUAAAUGUCUCAGGCCCAGCUGGCUGGGCACAACUAGACCUGAAGUGGAAAUAAAAUAGCAUCAAGUGUUUCGAAGUCGAAAAGUACUGUUAACAAAUGCAAUACAGCUCUACUGCAAUAUUCCUGAUGGCUGAAAACCAGAGAGUUAUGCAUACAAGUGUUUACAUGCAAAUAUUUUUUCUAACUGCAGCACAAUUUUUUUUAACCAUUGAAACCAAUUAUAUUAAUAAUAAGAUAUUAAUAUAAAAGACAGCAUUGGUUUUGUUAGAUGUUACGAUAAGUCAUUGUCUCUCAAAUAGCACUUUUACUGUUAACUUGCAUUUUUACAUUAGAUAACCAGUUUUUGCCAGAGUAGUACCUGAUGGGUUUCUGUUGCGCAAGUUGCAUUCCUUUUUUUAAUAAUGUUGUCAAUUACGUAGCAACAUAUGACAAGAGAAUUAUUUGGGUGAUCUGAUGCAUUUGUAAAAGCAGCCAAAAUGGACUGUAAACCACUGUAUACUGCUGUUAAAGUACAAAUGCAGACAAGAGUAAAUGGCAGUCAUUCCAGAUUGUAUGUUUACAUAAUGCUUGUUAUACAGAGCAUUAUGGACUAGACAUUUGCACGUCAAAUUAUAAUAUUUGUUUCUGUUUUUUAAGAACUAGUUUAUGAUGACUGGUUUCAAAUGUUGAAUAAAAGGCUUUUGAACUGAA